Pipistrellus kuhlii (Kuhl's pipistrelle) is the source of this 4885-nucleotide messenger RNA. RefSeq names its product Rho guanine nucleotide exchange factor 33 (gene ARHGEF33). Lineage: Eukaryota; Metazoa; Chordata; Mammalia; Chiroptera; Vespertilionidae. The record is from RefSeq and is a predicted model, not a curated record. The transcript has 18 exons. Gene Ontology annotation, molecular function: guanyl-nucleotide exchange factor activity. The coding region runs from base 891 to 3449 and encodes 852 amino acids.
UUCUCUCUCAAAUUUUAAAAAAUUAAAUGAAUUUUACAAUAUUGAAAUAAAAAUGGUAAUUUUGUUAGUUUUUAUAAUAAUAGCUUUACAUUUAAUUUCAAAAGACCAUAUUUAGUAGUAUUCAAAGAUAUAGUUUAAAAAUUAGACGUUUUUGGAUUUGUUGCUUAGCAUUAACUGGUAUUCUUUUAGAAUUAAAUAUUAUUGUACUAGAAUUUUUAAUGAGAUAAAUACUGGAUAGGUUAAGAUAAGGCAAGAGGAUGUCUUUGGGAGGAGUACAUAUAAUGCAAAUUCAAAUUUCUGGGAAAUAUAAAAAAAAAUUCUUUCCUGCAAACUAAAAUUUCCCCAAUAGUUUUUUGAAUUAUUUAAAAUAGCAAGAUACUUAUUUUUCUUUUAAAAUCUUUAACUUUAUUGAUAUAUAAGUAACUUUUUAAUGCUCAACUUUCCAACUUUUUAAGAUACCAAAGACAUCCCUCUUAAACAGUUUUCCUUCUUUAACUCCUUGAAACUAAACACAGUUCAGUUAUUUGAUUAGUGGAUGCUAGAAUUUGACCUAGAGCUUAUGUAAUUAGAAGAGACACUAGUUUUAGCUCAGUUAAAAGCCUCGUUAGCAUAUGACAGUCUCCUUUCUGGGGAAGUCAAGCCUCUCUACUGCUGCUUUUUGUAACCUUAAAGUUAAUUCAGAAUCCAGAGAAGCCUUGAUCCCAGGAUGAUAUAACCACAGCAAGCAUCAUGGGACCCUCUAGAGAAAUCAGGAAGCCUUCACAAAACACGGUGUGAUGUCUACUGGUGGAGGCAGGCCAUGAGGUCCAGGGAAGAGGAGAUGGCUUGAUCCAGGGACAAUGAAGAUGCAAUGUUGAAGAAUAAGUUGGAGGAGAGAAGCAACAGGCACCAUGGAAAAAAACAAAACAAAGCAAGGAGAGAAUGAACAUAUGCCGAUGAAUAAUCCUUCCACACAAAUUUACCAGUUGCAGGCCCUGGCCUCUGAACUCAAAACUGGUUUCACAGAAGCAAUGCAAGAACUGUCAAGAAUUCAACAUGGAGAAUAUGCUGUGGAAGAAAAGGUUAAGACCUGCAAAUGUUCCAUGGAAGAAAAAGUUACUGAGAUGAAGAAUUCAUUAAACUAUUUCAAAGAAGAACUGAGCAAUGCCAUGUCAAUGAUCCAGGCAAUCACUUCCAAACAAGAAGAGAUGCAACAGAAAAUUGAACAGCUUCAACAGGAGAAGCGAAGAGAAUCUCGAAAAGUGAAAGCCAAGAAAACUCAGAAAGAAGAGCAUGGCUCACAGGCUGGGCCUGCUCAAGCACAAGGAAGUCCUUUCCGUUCAAUCAAUAUCCCUGAGCCUGUUCUUCCAAGUGAAGACUUCACAAACCUUAUGCCUUCGCAGGCCUAUGAAAAAGCUCAAGAGUCCAGAUCCAUGCAUAUAGGAGAUAGUAAUGUGAAGGGAAUGAUGGGUCCUGGAAUGAACCCAACAACUCCAGAAACAGAAGAAAACCUCAAGCCUUGCCUCACAGCUGACAUCCAGUCGAAGGGCCAUGUGCCAUCUGGUGUGUGGAGGCAGCCGAAGGACGGGAAAGAAUGGGGCGAGGAAUAUGUCACAAAAGACCACCCAGAUAAACUCAAGGAAGUUGGCCAGGGCAGACAUGGUUCCUUCGAAAAUAUUUUAUGUGAAACUUCUUUAGCUGCUAAAAGACAAACUGUGGCUCUGGAACUGCUUGAGUCAGAAAGAAAAUAUGUCAUUAACAUCUCUCUGAUCCUGAAGAUCAAGGCAACAUUCCAGGGGUCAGAUGGAAAGAGGAAUUCCAAAGAGAGAAGCCUCUUCCCUGGCUCUUUACGGUACCUUGUCCAGCAGCACCUAGAUUUGCUUCAUGCUCUACAGGAAAGGGUCCUGAAAUGGCCACGCCAAGGAGUUCUUGGAGAUUUAUUCCUGAAAUUAACAAAUGAUGAGAAUAAUUUCUUGGAUUACUAUGUUGCCUAUCUGAGGGACCUGCCUGAAUGCAUCUCUCUGGUUCACGUUGUGGUUCUGAAGGAGGGCGAUGAAGAGAUUAAAUCCGACAUCUAUACACUGUUUUUUCAUAUAGUCCAGCGCAUCCCUGAAUAUCUGAUACAUCUGCAGAACGUCCUGAAGUUCACAGAGCAGGAACACCCUGACUAUUACCUACUUCUGGUGUGUGUUCAGCGCCUUCGAGUAUUUAUCUCACACUACACCCUGCUGUUUCAAUGCAAUGAGGAUUUGCUUAUUCAGAAACGGAAAAAGCUCAAGAAGUCAUCCAUGGCGAAGCUGUAUAAAGGGCUGGCUUCCCAGUGUGCCAAUGCUGGGCAAGACACUUCCCCCGCCGCAGGCCCUGAGGCUGUCCGUGACAGUGGGAUCCACUCAGAAGAGGUGCUGCAACCCUACUCUUCUGCUCCAGGUUCCGGCCCUGCUAUCGCGCAUCUGAUGCCCCCCAUGAAGAAGAGCCAGCAGCAGCAGAGCCUGAUGGACGGCAUGCAGGCCGGGAAGCCGGGCGGCGGCGGCGGCGGCGACUGGGAGCUGGAGGGCCGGAAGCACGAGCGGCCCGAGAGCCUGCAGUUCUGCCCGGCCGAGCAGGAGGUGAAGGCGCUCUCGGGGCCCCUGCAGUCCAUCCCGGAGAUGGACUUCGAGCCCGCGCCCGCCGAGCCCUCGCUGGGGAACGACGGCCGCGGCUUCGUGCCCUCGUCGGCCUACGAGGAGUUCGAGUACGGCGGCGAGAUCUUCGCGCUGCCCGCCGCCGCCCCGCCCUACGACGAGGAGCCCUUCCACUCGCCGGCGCUCUUCGAGACCUGCUCGCCAGCCUCCUCCGAGUCCAGCCUGGACAUCUGCUUCCUGCGGCCCGUCAGCUUCGCCAUGGAGGCCGAGCGGCCGGAGCACGCGCUGCAGCCGCUGCCCAAGAGCGCCACGUCGCCGGCGGCGAGCAGCAGCGGCGCCUACAAGCUGGAGGCGGCGGCGCAGGCGCACGCGCAGGCGCAGCACGGCAAGGCCAAGCCGCUGAGCCGCUCGCUCAAGGAGUUCCCGCGCACGCCGCCGGCCGACGGCGUGGCCCCGCGCCUCUACUCCACGCGCAGCAGCAGCGGCGGCCGCGCGCCGCUCAAGGCCGAGCGCGCCGCCGCGCAGGCGCACGGCGCGGCCGCCGCCGCCGCCGCCGCCGCGGCCGCCGCGGCCGCCGCCUCCCGCGGCGCGCCCAGGACCUACUUCCCCCAGCAGAGGUCCCAGAGCGAAAAGCAGACCUAUUUGGAAGUAAGGAGGGAGAUGCAUUUAGAAGACGCCACCAGAUUCUGUCCAAAAGAUGAAAGAGAAAGUGAACAAACAUCUUUCAGCGAUCAAAACCCCAGGCAAGACCAGAAAGGGGGCUUUCGCAGCUCCUUCCGCAAGCUCUUUAAAAAGAAAAAUGGGAACGCAUCUGGUGAAGAUUUCUGUGGUCCUUGGGGCUGGUGGUGACAUCAAAGCUUUCCCAUUUCCAGGUAAACACUCAAUAGUUGCAUGUUGGAACCAAAUAUGACAUGUUGGGUUUCGGAGAGAUCAGAUGUAGUCAAGGGGAAAUGUGAGGUAGAGAUUGCAAGCUUUGACUAAUGACUUUCUGAUGAGAAGCUGCCACGUAGGAGAACAAUUCAAGAAAAAAACAAACAAACAAAAAAACACCAGCCAGAUUCAAAUCUUGCUUUCUACUUUCCGCCCCUAAAACUUAUAGGCAUUCCCUAGUCUUCUGGGUAACAGACUACAUGGGGAAAAGAAUGAAAUGGUCAGUAUCUUCCUAACAACUUGAACUGGAGGCAGGUGGGAGUUCUGAGAGGAGAGAGAAGGCCAAGAGUUCUGUCAGGGUGGGCUUGUGGAGGCUGUUGCAAGGGAGAAUUGCAAGGGGGCUCCUGGAAAGGAGGAGGACUCUCACCCCACCCAGAUGUCACUGUAUCUGAUGACUGCCCAGAUGCACUUGGGUUGAGAGAUAGACCAGUUUUCCUUCUAUGCAUUGGGAUGUACUGGAAAGACCAGGGGUAGAAAGCAUGCUGGGCAGCUGUGGCCUCAUCUGCGAUACCAACUAUCAGGGUGGAAAGUAAAACUAUGCAGUCAGUCAUCAGGUUUCCAGACAUUUGGAUUUUACUCUGUGUGUGGAUCUAACUUCCUUCCUUUAAUAAAGUAAAAAGGAUGUUUGAAUUCUGCCCAGUAAUUUCAGUAAGUAAUAGUCAUAAUUAACUUACCUAAUAACAGUGAGGAUUCCGAGUACGCCAAUGGCAGGGAAAGGACUUAUUCUUCUCUGUGGGUGGUGGAAGCAUGCCUGACUCUGCCUCCACAUACGGAGAACUUAUUUAGUUGUGUAGGAGCUUUGGACAAAGAACUUCAUGUCUAACGUCACUUUCAUACAUCCUACAUGAGGUCUUUAAGAUACUGGUUUCUAGUCGCUGGGAUAGUUUUACCUAUUCUAGCUCAGAGUUUAAGCUAGCCGAAGGGCCCCAGCCUAGCUUAUCAGAGGUAUUUCCAGAAAGCCUCCUUCCUCCAGGGACUUCUGACUUGAGAACAAACUGGAGAAGGUACAGAGCUGGAAUGGAUUACCCAACUGGCUUAACCAAGAUAAAGGAAGAAUGCACCCUGGACUGGGGAUUCAAUUGGACUGAUCUGAGUUGUUGACUAUUUAUUGGGCUUGGUCUCCUUCGUGGUGGUUGAGAUUACAGAAUCUCCUCAAUCUGAUUACUGUACCAAUUUCUGCAUUCUACCAAAUGUAGCAUAUGUGUGUGGUUGGUUUCAAUAAAUCUCUCAUUCAAAAAUGAAAACCAGUAAAAGCAAGAGUUUGUAAUGUAAUGCCCAAGUUCAGUAAAGACCCUUGAUAACCUUGGUUGAGAACAAUGAAUUCCAUUCAUUUUAAUUUAAGGGCCUUACUUGUU